Peronospora belbahrii is the source of this 984-nucleotide messenger RNA. Lineage: Eukaryota; Oomycota; Peronosporomycetes; Peronosporales; Peronosporaceae. The record is from the annotation of a GenBank genome assembly.
AUGACCACAACGACUACAACGAUGGACUCAAUGAUGAACAAGGGAAAGGAGACGGCGAACAAGUACUCGGGAAGCAAUUCGAGCACGGACAAGUCGAUCUCGGACCAAGCAAAGGAUACAGCCAACAAGUACACUGGAAAUGACAAAUCGAUGUUGGACCAGGCGAAGGAAACCGUGGGCAAGUACACUGGAAGCAAUUCGAGCACGGACAAGCCGAUCUCGGACCAAGCAAAGGAUACAGCCAACAAAUACACUGGAAAUGACAAAUCGAUGUUGGACCAGGCGAAGGAAACCGUGGGCAAGUACACUGGAAGCAAUUCGAGCACGGACAAGCCGAUCUCGGACCAAGCAAAGGAUACAGCCAACAAGUACACUGGAAAUGACAAAUCGAUGUUGGACCAGGCGAAGGAAACCGUGGGCAAGUACACUGGAAGCAAUUCGAGCACGGACAAGCCGAUCUCGGACCAAGCAAAGGAUACAGCCAACAAGUACACUGGAAAUGACAAAUCGAUGUUGGACCAGGCGAAGGAAAUUGUGGGCAAGUACACUGGAAGCAAUUCGAGCACGGACAAGCCGAUCUCGGACCAAGCAAAGGAUACAGCCAACAAAUACACUGGAAAUGACAAAUCGAUGUUGGACCAGGCGAAGGAAAUUGUGGGCAAGUACACUGGAAGCAAUUCGAGCACGGACAAGCCGAUCUCGGACCAAGCAAAGGAUACAGCCAACAAAUACACUGGAAAUGACAAAUCGAUGUUGGACCAGGCGAAGGAAACCGUGGGCAAGUACACUGGAAGCAAUUCGAGCACGGACAAGCCGAUCUCGGACCAAGCAAAGGAUACAGCCAACAAGUACACUGGAAAUGACAAAUCGAUGUUGGACCAGGCGAAGGAAACCGUGGGCAAGUACACUGGAAGCAAUUCGAGCACGGACAAGCCAAUCUCGGACCAAGCGAAGGACACUGUGCACAAGUACACCGAUCAAUGA